ACAGUUUUGUCCACGGCGCUUUUCUUCCUAAUCUAAGUACAAAUUUAAAAUCACUGAGAAUAGCACCAUUACGGUAAGCUGGUUUCACAAAAAUAGAGGAUAGUUUUAGCAAUUAAAACAUUCGGAUCCUUCAGGAGUUGAGUGUUUUUUCAGCUUUCCAUUCUUUCCAAGUGCAUGUGCAUUCACUCAGAACUGGAUCCAUGUGUUCAGCAACAUCUUGGGUGAAGAAUGAAAAUAAAUCAGAACAUAUCAUUGGUUGGUUCACUUGUUUCGCUGGUUCCUUACAAGAAGAUUCAUGUACCGAAGUACAAUCAAUUUAUGCAGUCUGCAGAACUGCAGAAAUUGACAGCAUCGGAACCUCUCACUCUUCAAGAUGAGUACGAGAUGCAGGAAUCAUGGGCCGAAGAUGAAGAUAAAUGCACUUUCAUAGUUCUGGACUCUGCAAAACAUAAAGAAUCUCAGGAUGAGGUUGCAUCAAUGAUAGGAGACACAAAUCUGUACAUCAUUGAGAAAGACUUGAAAGAAAAGACAGCAGAGGCUGCUGUGAUGAUUGCUGAUCCCAAUUAUCGAAGUAAAGGAUUCGGCUGGGAAGCAAUGCUCCUAAUGCUAAACUAUGGGAUUGAUGCUCUAGGAAUAAAGAAGUAUAUUGUAAAAAUUUCGACCUCCAAUUCAGUCAGUAUCAGAUUCUUUACAAAAAUGAGGUUUACAGAGGAAUCAAAAAGUGAAGUAUUUCAAGAAGUUACAAUGGUCCGCCCUGUUGAUUUGGACUGGAAACAGUGGCUUCAGAACGAGAUAAAGGAUUACCGAAUAGUGCCUUCUUGACAGAUAAUUUUAUGAACAUGAUGAUUCGGUUCAAAGGAGUUUAUUGUUCCCUCCUUGAUUAAAGAACUGGUGGCUUUUCUAAAGUCACAUCAGACAAAAGUAAAUAGGGGUGUUGUCUGAUAAUUUGGUAGUUGUUCACUUUCUGUGUGCAAAUAACUGCGAUACAGUUUUCUAAUGGUGAUCGAGAAUUGACCGCGGUUUGAUCGCGAGCAACAUCGCCGCUGAGCGCAGAGACUUAAAUUCAUCAAACCAAAAGGAAACAGCUGCUAACUUAGCUGACUACACCGCUAGUUACUUUAACUUACACUUUUGUUCCAAGUAAUACUUCUGAACAAGGUUUUACAAAUGAGGGUUUCAAGCUUACCCGGAAAAAUUCACUGAGGUUAGUCUAAUUCAGAAAUACCACACAUUUUUUUUAAGAAAACGAAAUGCUCUACAACAAAUAUUUUCCUCGUUGUAAGUUUUUUCUUCCACCAAAAGUCAGUCUACACCUAGGAUGCUUUCCUAUAGUGGUGAAAAAUGUUCAUAAACCAACAGAUUAGUUGCAUGUCAAGAAUCUUUGGCAAAAUUCUUGGAUGAAAUAUUUAUUGUGAAAACGUACAAGAAUAAACCCAAUUUUUGGAUUUUU
Messenger RNA from Bemisia tabaci, 1450 nucleotides. RefSeq names its product microtubule-associated Nat9 (gene Mnat9). Gene Ontology annotation, molecular function: N-acetyltransferase activity. The record is from RefSeq and is a predicted model, not a curated record. NCBI's taxonomy places the organism in Eukaryota, Metazoa, Arthropoda, Insecta, Hemiptera, Aleyrodidae.